AUGGACAUCGAUACGCGCUUUUUCAGCCCGAGUCAUGGAUAUGGCCCUGGCUCACACUCUUCGGUCUCGAGUACGGGAUCAACUGUGCUCAGUGGGCAUACCGGCGCGACUAGCGUCACUUCGAGCGCAUCCGCUGCAACCUUCAGGUCUUCGGCCUCAAGCCCAUCUCUGAGAUCCAGAGAGAGUGUGGUGGUACCAGCCGGCUGUCGGGAUGGUGUCUCGAGCCCGGUCCCCGGAGGUAACGUGCGGGUUGUCGUGAGAGUCAGGAAGUUCCUGCCAAGAGAGAUCGAACGUGGAGCGGAAUGCCUCAUCUCAAUGGAUCCGCGCACUCAGACUACCAAGCUUUUGGCCCCGAAGCCUGAUCUUGCGGAUGCAGGUAAACCGAAAUCGCAGGCACGCGGGAAGAUACUUGAAGACAAGUCAUUCGUCUUUGACAAUUCCUUUUGGUCUCACGAUGAGACAGAUGAACAUUAUGCCCACCAGGAAGAUGUGUACAACUCCCUUGGAGAGGAAUUCCUGGACCACAACUUUGAGGGAUACCACACUUGUAUCUUUGCAUAUGGCCAGACGGGCUCUGGAAAGAGUUAUACCAUGAUGGGAACGCCUGACCAGCCUGGCCUGAUCCCUCGCACCUGCGAAGAUCUCUUCGAGCGCAUCGAAAACUCCCAGUGUCCUGACAUCAGCUAUAAUGUUCGCGUGUCGUACUUCGAGGUGUACAACGAGCAUGUGCGUGACUUGCUUGUUCCACGUACGGACCCGCCUUACUACCUCAAGAUUCGCGAAUCGCCCACGGACGGACCAUACGUCAAGGACCUGACUGAGGUUCCUGUUAGAAGCUUCGCGGAACUCAUGAAGUACAUGAGAAAGGGUGACACCUCACGUACCACUGCCAGCACGAAGAUGAAUGAUACGUCCUCGCGGUCUCAUGCGGUUUUCACCAUCACGCUGAAGCAGAUCCAUCACGACAUUAACACUGAUGAGACCACAGAACGGAACGCUCGUAUUAGACUGGUUGAUCUCGCUGGAUCCGAACGUGCCAAAUCCACGGAGGCCACUGGCCAGAGGCUUCGUGAGGGUUCAAACAUUAACAAGUCGCUGACCACUCUGGGAAGGGUGAUCGCGGCAUUGGCUGACCCGAAACAGCAGCGCCCCAGCGGAAGGAAGAGCAAGAGCAAGGAUGUGGUGCCGUACCGCGACUCGAUUCUCACGUGGUUGCUGAAGGAUAGCCUGGGUGGAAAUUCGAAGACGGCCAUGAUUGCCUGCAUUUCUCCUUCGGAUUACGAGGAGACACUGUCGACUCUUCGUUACGCCGACCAGGCCAAGCAUAUUCGCACGCGUGCAAUCGUAAACCAAGACCAUGUGUCGGCGGCAGAGCGCGAUGCGCAGAUUGAGCAGAUGGCCGAUACCAUCCGCACCCUGCAGCUCAACUUGAGCCAGGCCACGGCCAAUAAUAAUAAGCGUGAGAGUGAGGCGUCGAACGAGAAACUAGAGGAGUAUCAGCAGAAGGUCGACAAGAUGCAGCGCUUGAUGGAGGAGACCAAGAUGGUGGCUGACUGCAAGAUCCGGCAGCUCCAGACGGAGAAUGAGGCUCUUCGCAUUCAUCUUAAGCUGGCCCUCGAAAGUCUGAAGAAUCCUAUUCCGAUUGCCGUCGAAAGGCGCAAGAGUAGCCUGGGUUCCGUUCAGGAGAAGGAAGAGCACGACUCUGCGGAGGAAAGCGAACGUGAUAUUGCUACUCCUUCUCCUGAGUUGCAGCCUGAACCGGACCUCGUCUGGGAAGAAGACAACGCCAUCGAGCUUGAGGCUAGCCAGGUUGAGGCGCAGGAAAUGCAGGCCAGCAUGGAAGAUAUCUUGAAUGACCUGACUCUUUUUAAGAGAAAGUUGGCUGCAGACCACGAACGUUUUGGUAUCAUCAAGCAGCAUGAGGCUCGCAGACGCCGCACCUUGAGGGAAGUCCGCCUCAACCACUGA
Molecule: messenger RNA, 1968 nt
Organism: Paecilomyces variotii
Lineage: Eukaryota; Fungi; Ascomycota; Eurotiomycetes; Eurotiales; Thermoascaceae
Product: kinesin family protein
Exons: 2
Coding region: 1-1968 (655 amino acids)
Biological process (GO): mitotic spindle organization; microtubule-based movement
Molecular function (GO): ATP binding; microtubule binding; microtubule motor activity
Source: RefSeq, a predicted model, not a curated record